Molecule: messenger RNA, 2678 nt
Organism: Biomphalaria glabrata
Lineage: Eukaryota; Metazoa; Mollusca; Gastropoda; Planorbidae
Product: ADAM 17-like protease
Exons: 22
Coding region: 199-2253 (684 amino acids)
Biological process (GO): membrane protein ectodomain proteolysis; Notch signaling pathway
Cellular component (GO): plasma membrane
Molecular function (GO): metalloendopeptidase activity
Source: RefSeq, a predicted model, not a curated record
UAGAGUCUAGAUCUAGAAUCUAUAUUAAAAUUUAAACAAUAAAAAAGUAUUAGAUCUAGCCUAUCUAUUACAUCUGGAUCUAAAUCUAGUCACUACUGUCACUAGUCUAGAGCUUCUACAAUCUUUUCUUCAUUAUAGUCUGAUAGAUAAAAGAUUUCGUUUACUUUAGUUUUAUUAGAUCUAUAUUUUUCGUAAAUUAUGACUUCAUGGAUCAAUUCUUUUCUGUUGCUAUUCAUAUAUUGCCAAGUCUCAGUGUGCAUACAACUGAAGUACUUUGAAACAUUGAGUUCAAUUGUUGAAAGAUCUUUUACAAAAAGGGAUUCAGGAGUUCAGGAACUGAUCAAACAUUUAAGCUUUAAAUUUCUGAACAGGACUUUUGAGGUGCGUUUGAAAUCCGGAACAUCCGUUUUGGCAAAAAAUUUUAAAUCCUAUUUGGUUCAAGAAGAUGGAAGAAAAGAAGAAUUUCUCUUUGAUGAAAGCAAUGUGUAUACUGGACAUCUUUCUGGUAAACCCUCUGUAUUUGUCAAUGCUCAUAUGGAAGACACCCUAUGGUCAAUUCAUAUAAUUGAAGAGGAUGACAUCUAUGCUGUUGAGCCUGUUCAUAAUCAUUUGAAACCAAGUGAAAAUCCUCAUGAACAUCCUAUGUUCGCUUACAGAGCUUCAGACCUGCUAGUUAAAGAGGGUAGAUGUGGUGUGAAGAACUCAGCACAUGUCAAACACUUAAAAAAUGGUGAUUUAGUCAGUUAUAAUGUAGUCAACAAAAACAACUCAGCAACAGGAAGUCGAAAAGAAAGAGGAGCCACGGGCCCUAGAAAUACCUGUCUUCUUCACCUAGUUGGUGACUAUGACUUUUUCAAUUUCCGAUGCAGGAAGAACUUUGUCUUGUGCUCAUCUUUAAUUGUUAGCUAUGUCAAUGUCGCUGACAACAUUUACCAAACAUCUGAAUUUGUGAAUGCAGAAGAUGAAUCUGUUGGAUGUAUAAGACUUCAAAUUGCAAAGUUGGAACUAUACCAGUCGUACACAGUCUCUGAAACUAGAGGGGAACUUCCACAUUUCAAUGCUAAAGGUUAUCCUUGGGACAGCGAUAAAAAGCUAGCAGCUUUUGGCACUGCGAUGACCUACCAAAAGAAAGUUCAGUGCCAUUUCCAUUUGUUUACACAGCAUCCCAUGCCAGAACGUGUUUUAGGAUUGUCCUAUAUAUCAGGUGCUUGCGCAGAAAUCUAUGUGGGUAGAUAUCUGUAUAGUUGUGGGAUAACCUCUGGAACUGACAUAGCCACUGGGGAAAUCACAAGUCUGCAAAUGAAUCUUGUCUUUGUGCAUGGUCACAACCUUGGAAGUGAGCAUGACCCUAAUACUCCUGAGUGCUCAGCCACUGAGUCCAGAGGUGGAGACUUCCUGAUGUGGGACAGAGCUGUCUCAGGCAAAUACCCCAAUAACAAAAAAUUUUCUCCGUGUUCGUUGAAACUUAUUGGUAUUGCCAAAAGAAGUUUUUACUGCCUUACUGAGUUUAGCACAGUCAACAAAUUUUGUGGCAAUGGUAUUGUUGAUGAAGGAGAAGAAUGCGAUGCUGGUGCCAGGCAGCAAGAGGACCCUUGCUGUGAUGACAAGUGUCAGUUGAAACCACAAGCCAUGUGCAGUGAAACAAACAGACAAUGCUGUGUGAACUGCAAGAUGGCCCCAAACACAACAGUCUGUUCAGAUUCUGGAACAGCUGAAUGUCAAAAGAAGAGUUUCUGCACUGGUCAAUCUUACGAAUGUCCACAGAGUGAGAAAAUGGAUGACUGGACUCCCUGUAUAGCUGAUGGCUUUUGUUAUGAUGGUGAUUGCAAAGGCUUUUGUGAGAUGAAAAGUGUGCAAACAAAAAAAGAUAUCCAGCCUUGCCUGUGUAGAGAUGAGAUCAAUGCUUGCAAGGGAUGCUGUUUUGAUAACUCUGAUCCUAAGAAUCCUGGAGACUGUCAAGUACAUAACAAUCAAACAUAUAAAGAUGGCCGACAGUGCUAUGCUGGAUAUUGUGUGGCCGGUGUGUGUAAACCUUUUCUGACUUCUUCCAUUAAAAGAAUUGCUGCGUUUUUGAAAAACAUACAACUUUCAUCAUUGACCAAAUUCAUGAGAAGCAACAUCGCACCUACUGUCAUAUUUCUGAGCUUAUUAAUUUGGAUUCCUUGCUCCUGCCUGAUAAGUAGAUUUGAUCGAGAUGCCAGACAUGAGCGUGAAAUAGAAUUGUUCAUUCAGCGUUCAUUAAUGGCCAAAUAAUGAGAACACUAAGAGAGUUGAGAUCUUGUGACAUCCACCAACAGAAUAAGUUGAGAACAGUGAUAGAGUUGAGAUCUUGUGACAUCCACCAACAGAAUAAGUUGAGAACAGUGAUAGAGUUGAGAUCUUGUGACAUCCACCAACAGAAUAAGUUGAGAACAGUGAUAGAGUUGAGAUCUUGUGACAUCCACCAAUAGAAUAAGUUGAGAACAGUGAUAGAGUUGAGAUCUGAUAAAAAAGCUCAAGAAAGUUUUCUACAAUUAUUUUUCUUUUUGCUGUUAUUAGUUUGUUGUUUCUUGUUUUUUUUUUUUUAUAUUUUGUUUUGUUCAGUGCCUUUUUAAAUGUUACUUUCUUUUCAGAUGGUCUUUCUAUUUUGUUGUAUUUAUGCUGGCAAGAAUAAAGAAAACUACUUUGAAUAUAGAUAA